Thermothelomyces thermophilus ATCC 42464 is the source of this 1373-nucleotide messenger RNA. RefSeq lists its product as uncharacterized. Gene Ontology annotation, molecular function: ATP binding; cyclin-dependent protein serine/threonine kinase activity; RNA polymerase II CTD heptapeptide repeat kinase activity. Gene Ontology annotation, biological process: protein phosphorylation; positive regulation of transcription by RNA polymerase II. The transcript has a single exon. NCBI's taxonomy places the organism in Eukaryota, Fungi, Ascomycota, Sordariomycetes, Sordariales, Chaetomiaceae. The record is from RefSeq and is a predicted model, not a curated record. The coding region runs from base 253 to 1350 and encodes 365 amino acids. Gene Ontology annotation, cellular component: cytoplasm; nucleus; transcription factor TFIIK complex.
ACCCAUCAACUGUUUGUUAGUGUGCGACGGCAAAUACAGCACGUCUUGUGAAAUUCAUUCCAUCUUUUCAUUCCUUUUUUUUUUUUUAGAAAAAAAACUAUUUUAAUUUGCCUUCAAUUGAAACUAGGUACUAGAGAGUACUAGAGCCAACGAACAGGAGCCCCAUCCCCCCCCUCCUCUCCUCCCCCCAACCAAAAUACAACAGCGGAGCGACACCGCUAACCUGGCUGGCCUGGCCUGCAAAAGACAAAGAUGGCGAUCACCACCAUGACGCUCGACCCGAUCGAGCAGCUCAACGAGGAGGAGAAGCGCAAGUACAUCAAGGGCAAGAAGCUGGGUGAGGGAACGUACGCCAACGUGUACCUGGGCCACUCGCGGCAGGACCCGUCGCUGCGGGUGGCCAUCAAGAAGAUCAAGGUGCAGCAGCAGUACCGGGACGGCAUGGCGCCCGACGCCGUGCGCGAGCUCAAGUACCUGCGGGAGCUGCGCCACCCCAACAUCAUCUCGCUCCUGUCCGUCUUCAGCUCCAAGGACCAGAACCUCAACCUGGUGCUCGAGUACCUCCCGCUCGGCGACCUCGAGAUGCUGAUCCGCGACGUCGACCACGUCCGCUACGGCGCCGGCGACAUCAAGGCCUGGAUGGGCAUGCUGACCCGCGCCGUCUGGUUCUGCCACGACAACUACGUCCUCCACCGCGACAUCAAGCCCAACAACCUGCUCAUCGCCGCCGACGGCGAGGUCAAGCUGGCCGACUUCGGCCUCGCCCGCAGCUUCGCCGACCCGGGCCGCCGCAUGACCGCCAACGUCAUCACCCGCUGGUACCGGCCGCCGGAGCUGCUCUUCGGCGCCCGCCACUACGGCGGCGCCGUCGACAUCUGGUCCGUCGGCAUGGUCUUCGCCGAGCUCAUCAUCCGCGCCCCCUUCCUGGCCGGCAACACCGAGGUCGAGCAGAUCGCGCUCAUCUGCAAGCACGUCGGCACCCCGACCGAGGAGAACUGGCCGGGCGUCACCCAGCUGCGCGAGUACACCGUCCCGACCGAGGUCGUCCCCGUCUGGGGCAAGGACGCCUACAUGGGCCGCUUCGGCGCCGUCGGGGCCGAGGGCGUCGACCUCCUCGUCCGCACCCUCGCCCUCGACCCCAAGAGGCGCAUCACCGCCCGCGAGAUGCUCGAGCACAAGUGGUGGCGCACCGAUCCCAAGCCCACCCGCAAGGAAGACCUGCCCCGCAAGUCCGGCGGCGAGGAGAAGAUGGGCGCCGACCUCAAGAGGCGCAACGGCAUCCUCGACGACGAGACCAACUCGAGGGGGGCAAAAGUGGCGCGGAGGCUGGAUUUUGGACAGGGCAAGUAAAAAACAAAAAAAAAAAAAAAAAA